Nycticebus coucang (slow loris) is the source of this 3383-nucleotide messenger RNA. RefSeq names its product ADP ribosylation factor like GTPase 13B (gene ARL13B). The transcript is spliced from 11 exons. Gene Ontology annotation, cellular component: ciliary membrane; motile cilium; non-motile cilium. The record is from RefSeq and is a predicted model, not a curated record. Gene Ontology annotation, molecular function: GTPase activity; GTP binding. Gene Ontology annotation, biological process: receptor localization to non-motile cilium; non-motile cilium assembly. Bases 282 to 1619 code for a protein of 445 amino acids. NCBI's taxonomy places the organism in Eukaryota, Metazoa, Chordata, Mammalia, Primates, Lorisidae.
GUUUUCUGUGCUUCGGUCCCGCUAACUCUGCCCCGGUGUAGCUGAACCUCUGGCCCCGCGGUGCCUGGGCUGCGAGCGCGGUCGUUGUCCGCUCGCGGGCCAGCGCGGUUAGCAGGGUUUAGUGUUCCGACCGGCCUCCUUCACGUCCCUCCCGGCUUUUUCUACGGGCCUUUCCUUAGGGGCGCGUCGGAGAGGCGGAGGCCCCCGGACACGGCCGGAGGAAGUUAGGGGCCCACCCCUCUCUGGGCUCGGAUGGGAGGUGGCGGGGGGAGCGACCUGGGAUGUUCAGUCUGAUGGCCAACUGUUGUAGCUGGUUCAAGCGGUGGCGGGAGCCCGUCAGAAAGGUGACUCUUGUGAUGGUGGGACUCGAUAAUGCUGGUAAAACAGCAACGGCAAAGGGAAUCCAAGGAGAGUACCCUGAAGAUGUAGCUCCUACUGUUGGAUUUUCCAAAAUUGAUCUUAGACAAGGAAAGUUUGAAGUUACUAUCUUUGAUUUGGGAGGAGGAAAAAGAAUUCGGGGAAUCUGGAAGAAUUACUAUGCAGAGUCCUAUGGAGUAAUAUUUGUUGUGGAUUCCAGUGAUGAAGAGAGAAUGGAAGAGACAAAAGAGACAAUGUCAGAAGUACUGAGACACCCUAGGAUAUCAGGAAAGCCUGUGUUGGUGUUGGCAAAUAAACAAGACAAGGAAGGGGCUUUAGGAGAAGCUGAUGUGAUUGAAUGUCUGUCCCUUGAAAAAUUGGUCAAUGAGCACAAGUGCCUAUGCCAAAUAGAACCUUGUUCAGCAGUCUUGGGAUAUGGAAAGAAAAUUGACAAGUCCAUUAAGAAGGGUCUUUAUUGGCUACUACAUAUUAUUGCAAGAGACUUUGAUGCUUUAAAUGAACGCAUCCAAAAAGAUACAACAGAACAGCGUGCUCUCGAGGAACAAGAGAAACAAGAAAGGGCUGAACGAGUGCGAAAAUUGCAAGAAGAAAGUGAAAAAGAAGCAACAACAACAAAAAAUGAGUUGGAUACAAGAAAUUUCAUAAAACAAAGAGAAGGAGGGGAGGCUGAAGUCAAUGGAACCAGUGAUCUGGCUGAGUUGGACCCAGAACCAAUGAAUCCCUUUCGCCCGAUAGCAUCUGUAAUCAUUGAGAAUGAAAAAAAACUUGAAAAAGAGAAAAAGAAGCAAGCAAUGGAGAAAGUCAGUGAUGACUGCAACCCGAAACAUAACACGGAGCAUGAGGAAAUAGACACUCAGAGCCAGAUUAAUAACAAUGGCCAAAAAAGUAAUGAAUUUGGACUAGUGGAAAAUUGUAAGGAGGCAUUAACACAGCAGUUGGAGGAUGAAGAUAACACAGACCAGCGAUCAUCAGAAUCAGAUAGUGGUAAAAAGAAAACUAGGAAACUAAGAAUGAAAAGGAGUCACCGGGUAGAACCAGUUAAUACAGAUGACUCUGCUCCUAAGAGUCCAACACCACCCCCACCCGCUCUUCCAAUUGGCUGGGGAACCCCCAAAGUCACUAGACUUCCAAAACUUGAGCCUCUUGGUGAAACACGUCAUAAUGAUUUCUACGGAAAGCCACUGCCUCCCCUGGCUGUGCGUCAGAGACCCAACAGUGAUGCUCACGAUGUGAUCUCAUAGCCACGUCAUGUGGAUAAGCUCUCUUACUAUCAGCAAGGUGAACUGGGACAUUCUUUUUUCUCAAAAGAAGAAAAACCCUGAACACUGAUGACUGACUGAGGCAAGAUAAGUAUAGCAAUUUCAGUGAGGAAAUUAAUAGUUAAGGAUCUCACUUAACAAUUACUUAUCCAUGUUCUUUAUAGUUAAAAAAGAAAGAAAGCAAAAUGAUCAGUAGAUGGGAUGAGCAUUUGGACCAAGCUAGAAAGAUUUAGUAUUGACUCUCUGAUGUACACAUCCCCACUCAUGAGCAUAUUCUUGGAGGCAAACUUCAGAGAAAGAGCCAAUGGACUCUGCACAUUUUCUUUACCAUUUGUUUUAAUUGUCUGUAUUUCUAUAUAUUAAAUUUUUUUUUUUUUUUGUAAAAUACAUGCACAUAGAAGGGGAACUUCUGAGAAUUUGUAACCUAAAUUUUUAACUAUUUUUAUAUUUUUCUAAAACUUUUGAGAAUUUUAUUUACUAUGAUAUUGAUUAUGCACUUUUCUAUAGAAGCUUUGUUUAAAUUGUUUCUGGAAAAUACAGUUGAUUCAUUUGAUGGCCAUGAACUAUACAAAUAGGAUAUACACGUAUUUAUAUGGCUUGAGAUAUGUUUUGUAAUAACAUUGUUCUUGAAGCAUAUGCCCUAAGUUGUUCUAAUUUAAGAAUAAUACCUCUUUAAAACAGUAGAUUCUCAGAUUUUUAUUCUACCAAAUUAUGCGAUUUGAAAGCAGUAUCAAGGAGAAAGUUCAAUGUUUUUUGUAAUUUGUUUUCUUUGAUGAUGACCUUAAUAAAUGAAAGAGACUUUUGAAAUACCAUUUUUACCUAAAUGCUUUUUAAAUUAAUCAAAAUAUGUUCUAUGGCAGCAGUUCUCAACCUGUGGGUCGUGACCGAACGACUCUUUCACAGGGGUAGCCUAAUAUCAGAUAUUUACAUUACAAUUUAUAACAGUAGCAAAAAUUACAGUUAUGAAGUAGCAACAAAAAUAAUUUUAUGUUUGGGGGUCACCACAACAUGAGGAACUGUAUUAAAGGGUUGCGGCAUUAGGAAGGUUGAGAACCACUGUUCUAUGGGAUAUUACUUAAAGUCUCAGUAUGCCCCUAUUUUAAAGGAGACACUUUCAGAGAAUAAGGUACUCCCUGUUACACCCUUGUUCUGUCAGAAGCUGCUAUGACUCUUUUAUUCUAUUUCUUUUCUGCCAUGAAAUUAAAGGCCAAAAGACUGAAAAAUCUACUGUAGGUCCAGAAACUUGUGUUUUGCAACUGGGCAAUAGCAUGAGUACUAAAGCAAUAAGAGUAAAAAUGUUGUUCAAAAAUCACUUUUGUAAAAAAAAAAAAAAAUUCCAAAAUAAUUUAUCAAUUUAAGAAGGUAACACUUUUCUUGCACUUAAGAAUGGGAUUCAUAGGAUUGUCUAUUCAUUUGAUAUUUAGACAAACUUUUAGAUUUAUAUUUGGAGCAAUACAUCCAUGAUGUUUCAUUUAAUUGAAAACAUCUUUUUAUCAAGGUAGAAAUAUUAUAAAUAGAAUAGAUUCUAUAUCACCUUGUUAAGAUUAGUGUUUUUGGUCAUUUGUACUGACAAUAGGCAUAUAUUGAUAUUUGAAAAUAAUAUUAAGAAGUACAUUUAAUGUAGUUUGAUAUGAUGGUUAACUUUUAAAAUUUUAUUUCAGAUCAUUAUAUUCACAUUUUUUACUUACUGAACUUUCAUUAAUUAAUCAGGUCACUUACUCCUCUAGUCAGCAUCGUAUAAUUUGU